Messenger RNA from Myotis brandtii (Brandt's bat), 2198 nucleotides. It is a transcript of the gene CUNH16orf78, whose product is annotated as chromosome unknown open reading frame, human C16orf78. NCBI's taxonomy places the organism in Eukaryota, Metazoa, Chordata, Mammalia, Chiroptera, Vespertilionidae. Bases 1098 to 2027 code for a protein of 309 amino acids. The transcript is spliced from 5 exons. The record is from RefSeq and is a predicted model, not a curated record.
AACCACUGAGCCACGCCGGCCGGGCUGAACUCUGGAUUUUUAAAAAAUGAAGAGCCCUCAUUUCUAAAACACUUUGCAGGCUGAGUAAAAUAACACCCGUGGGCCAAGCACCACCUGCCCCGGUUUGCAGCCCCCGAUGGAGUCCCAGUCACUGACGGGUUGAAACGCAAGACUGAGAGGCAGAGCAAGGCCAAGGCGCGGGGCCACAGCCCAGGAAGCAGGGCCAGGGGCCUCGUCCGGGCCUCCAGCCUCGAGCCUCUUGGUUCACAGGGCCCCGCAGAGCAGGAGGAAGGAGGAGACCGCAGGCUCCGAAUAGGUGAGUCCCAGCGCAUCGAUCCCGGGGCCUGAUCGAGGCGUUGGCUGGGAGCACCUGGAACACUAGGCAGACGCAGCGCCCGAUGCCCUGAGGACCCGCCACAGGGAUGCCGUCCUCGCUGAUAAGGGGAUAUAUAUUUUAAACGGCCUUGAGGACUGCAGUGCCCCCGAUAUGGAAAUCCCAGAAAGGAGGACAGAGUAAAAAAGACAGGUCGCCACGGAGGGGACCGAACCGCGCGGCACCGCGUGGAAAAUCCCCGUGGAUCCCCCGUCAGGGCACGUGGCCCGGUUCCUUCAAUACGAGUUAAAAAAGAGAAAACAGCCUGACCGUGCCACACCCUCCUCCCUGUUUGAAUUCCUUUGCUGUUUCUCUGUGGCUUCCCCUUCCUUCCAGUUUAAGGCGACACGUGAGUUCCAAGGUCCCGUCUGAUCCGGCCGAGGCCCACCUCUCCGGCUCCGUUCCUCACUAGCCACCUGGCCUUCCGCCGUCCGGCACGUGUGCCUGCGUCCCUCCUGCUGCAGGGCCUUUGCACGCGCUGCGCUCCUCCAUCAGGGCCAGAGCCCUGUGGGGCCUACUCGCUCUUCAGCUCCCAGCUCCAGUGUGAGCCGCCCGCCAACCCACCUCAUCUCAUUCUCCCGUCACCGGCUGUCAGAGGUCGACAUGCCUUCCCUUCAUGCCACUCGCUCCUCUCCACUCACCACUGUGGCCUCGGAGAGUCAUUAUUUGACAGCCGAGGGUGACCUCACAAUCCCCCUCCAGACCUCCCAGCCUUGAGGCCACUAUGCCAGCUGCCAGGCCCUCUCUGUUCCCACCUGGAGGCGGACCCACCUUCGGAGCCACCCAGGCCAGCCACCAGGGACAGAGGGCUCCCCAGGGGGAGCCUGUGCCACCUUCUGUCCCGAUGCAGAAACCCGGCUCCAUCAUGCCGGACAAGUCCGAGGACCGGAGGGACUCCAUGCCCACGGAGAGGAAGUCCAUGUGGAGGACGGCCGAGGAGAGGCGCAUGUCCGACCUCACGCGGGUGAUGGAGUGGCUGGAGCGGAGGCGGGGGAAGGAGCUGUCGCUGGUGCAGCCGCAGCCGCAGCCACAGAAACACACCAAGGCACCCUGGGUGCCCCGGAAAGCAGCUGGGAAGGAGGCGAAGAAAGUCAAAGUCACCGUGAAAAACGAGAGAGAGAAAGGCCGCCAAGUGACAUUCUCUGAGCAGGGCAAGCCGGGGGGCCGGAGGGACGCGGACCCGGCCACCUUCCGCAGGACAGACCAGAAGGGGAAGCGCCAGAGCAUCGUCCCAGGCAACUACAGCAAGGAGAGCAUCGGCAAAUCCGAGCCGGAGAUGAAGGACUCGGCCGCCACGGAGGCCACCCCGCGGAUGAUGUCGUUCCACCACCAGAGCAUGACCGACUCCACGCUGCAGGACUCCAUCUUCGGGGGACGCAAGUCGACGCUCCUGAGGGACUGGGUGGGCAAGCUGCCCGACACGGCCUACGAGCGCCGGCUGAAGAGCCUCAUGGAGAAGGGCGGGGAGCCCAAGGUGGAGGCGAUGCGGGCCCUCCGUCCGCGCAGGUACCUGAGGCUGUCCAAGAACAACAUCCGGACGCUGCUCAAGCUGUGCACGGACGCAGGGCUGGUGGUGGACAUCCACCCCCACAUGGUGGAAGCGGAGAUAGACGCCAAGAAGGUGUUCGCCCCGUACCCCACCGUGUCCCUCUAAGCCGCCCCUCCCCGCGGCCCCCCCUCCCGGGCUGGCUCUGCCCUGGGGCCCGUAGGACCGUGGUGACCUGCAAACAAGGCUAAGCUGCAUGGACGGCGGUGCCCAGCGGCCUUUGUCCUCCUCCGACUCAGAACCGGCCCAGCAGCCGCGGGGCUGGCUCCUCCCGCCCCU